Molecule: messenger RNA, 798 nt
Organism: Macrosiphum euphorbiae (potato aphid)
Lineage: Eukaryota; Metazoa; Arthropoda; Insecta; Hemiptera; Aphididae
Source: the annotation of a GenBank genome assembly
AUGUCUAAAGACACUAAAGUGAGACCAACUCAAACCCAGAUGAGGUAUUUGGUUGAUCUAAUGGCCAAUGAUCAACAAUUGUGUUCGGGCAAGUUUACUAAAAGUUUUACACAUAAAAUUGCUCAACAAAGAUGGGAAAGCAUCUCUAUUCAAUUAAAUGCAUUACCAGGUGCGGAGAAGAGUUGGAAUAAGUGGAAGAAAACAUGGCAAGAUACUAGAAACAUAACAAAAUCUAAAGCGGCAGCGAUUAAAAGGCACAUAGAAGGUACAGGUGGUGGAUCAAAAUGCGAAAUUGAACUAAAUGAAGUUCAAAAGGAAAUUUUACCUUUAUUCAGCCAAGCAUCUGUUAGCGGUCACUUUAAUUCUGAAGAGUCAGUGGUUGAGUUUGACUUUGAUGUGUAUCAUGACAAAGAUGUGUUAACUGAUGCUAAUGAAUUAUGUAUUGAAGAGUUGGUAGAGACAAUCACUUACAGUAAUUCUGAGAAAGAAAAUAAUGAACCUCCAUUAAACAUUAAAGCUGUGAAUGAAAAUUAUUACGAGCCUUCAACUUUUGAACCAUUAACAACAACUACAAGUGCUCAUAAACCAAAUUCAAAGAGAAAAUUAACUGCUGGGGCCAAAUUAGAUGAAAGCAAUUCAAUUGCAGAGCGACCGGCUAAAAUUUCAGAGGAAAAAUGUCGUGUUAAAGCAGUAUAUUAUGACAAAAAAUUAAAACUUAUGGAAGAAAACAAUAAAAUCUUAAAAAAUAUAGAAACCGUAGUCUCUACUUUUAUACAUGAAAAGUCUAAAAUUGUAUGA